AUGGAAUCUGAAAUGUGUAGGAGCUGUAGGGUGUUUUAUGGGUGUCUUGGAGGUCUGUGCUCCCAGUGUCACAAAAAAGAAGCUUUGAAAAAAGAAGCUACUGAAGCAGUAAGCACAUUGGCCCAAGUUGUUUCAACAGUAAAUCUCCCUCAAGAUGUUCCACCUCCUCAACCAGUACAAGACCCAACUCAUUGCUUUGCAUGCAGGAAGCGAAUGGGGCCGCUUUCAUUUGCCUGCAAAUGCCAACAUUCAUUUUGUUCUAAGCACCGACUGCCUGAAGAUCACCAAUGUACAUUUGAUCACAGAAGUCAAGGAAUCCGAAAGCUUUCUGAAAGCAACCCACUCGUCGUGGCUGAGAAGUUCAAUAAACUUUAA
Molecule: messenger RNA, 375 nt
Organism: Blepharisma stoltei
Lineage: Eukaryota; Ciliophora; Heterotrichea; Heterotrichida; Blepharismidae
Source: the annotation of a GenBank genome assembly